This is a messenger RNA of Rangifer tarandus platyrhynchus (Svalbard reindeer), 1965 nucleotides long. NCBI's taxonomy places the organism in Eukaryota, Metazoa, Chordata, Mammalia, Artiodactyla, Cervidae. The record is from the annotation of a GenBank genome assembly.
AUGGCCGAACCGGGGGCGGUGAGGAUCUCACCGCCCAACCACCGGCCUUCAGCCAUGGAAGGAUUUUUAAAAUCCGAUGAGAGACAACGACUAGCUAAAGAAAGACGAGAAGAAAGAGAAAAAUGUCUUGCUGCCCGGGAGCAGCAAAUCCUGGAAAAACAGAAGAGAGCCAAGCUCCAGUAUGAAAAGCAAAUUGAGGAGCGAUGGAAGAAGCUGGAAGAGCAGCGGCAGCGAGAGGAGCAGAAGAGGGCAGCUGUGGAGGAGAAGAGGAAGCAGAAGCUCCGGGAGGAGGAAGAGCGGCUGGAGGCGAUGAUGCGCAGGUCUCUGGAGCGCUCGCAGCAGCUGGAGCUGAAGAAGAAGUGCUCGUCGGGAGGAGCAUCACUGGCUGCCGGGCCCGGAGGACUAUCCCGUGCCUGUCCCCGUGUAGCUCCUGCUGGCUCCCUUAAAUCUUCCUACAAGUCUUCUCCCACUCGAAAUGUUGAGAGGAAGAAGAUCACAUCUACAUCUGGUGGAGGAGAUGCUGGGAAAGGCGCCCCUGCCGGAACAGAGAAGAUGAAGAGGGGGCCGAGAGCAACUGCUUCUGUAUCCAGCGUGGGCCUCAUGUCUCCUCUGAGAAGCAUUUCUAAGAGGUCGUCUUCUCCUGUGACAUCUAAGGCAACUUCAAAAGCAUAUCCGCAAUCUCCAAAGAACACAAAGCCGCCAUACCCAGGGUCUCCGAUGAAGUACCGCCUCCCCAGCUUUUCUGGCCAGGAGACACCCAAGAAGAAAGCAGACAAAGAGAAGAGCAACAAGGAGAAGGAAGGUACCCUGACUCAGGAGGCAGCCAGCUCACCCAAGGAAGAGGCCCCAGAGAAGCACGUGGCAGACAGGCAGGCCACCGAGAAGCACGAGAAGCACGAGGCCAUGGCAGGGAAGGCCAAGAGCAGCAGAGCCUCAGGGAAGUCCACAGCGGGCACCACUGAUGCAGGAGAGGCCACAAAGAUCUUGUCUGAAAAGAGACGACAGGCCCGGCUGCAGAAGGAACAGGAGGAGCAAGAACGUCUGGAGAAGGAAAAACAAGACAAACUGGAGAGAGAGGAAUUGAAAAGAAAGGCAGAGGAAGAAAGACUUCGCCUAGAGGAAGCCCGUAAACAGGAAGAGGAAAAGAAGCAGCGAGAGGAGGAAGAGAAAAGGAAGGUGGCAGAGGAGGCAAAGCGGAAGGCCAAGGAGGCACUGCUGUUGAAAGAAGAGCAAGAAAAGGAAAAACAAGAAAAAGAAAAGCAGGAAAAAGCCAUGAUUGUAAAGCAGAAGGAAGCAGCAGAAGCAAAGGCCCAGGAAGCAGCUAAACAAAUGCGUCUGAAAAGAGAACAGAUCAUGCUACAGAUGGAGCAGGAGCGACUGGAGAGGAAGAAGAGAAUAGAUGAAAUUAUGAAGAGAACAAGAAAGAGUGAUGCAUCUUUGGGAGUGAAGAAAGAAGACCCAAAAGUGGAGCUUCAGUCUGCUCUGUGUGUGGAAAAUAAGGCAGAACCCGUGGUCCCUAACAAAAUAGAAAUCAGUGUAUUGAACACCUGCCAGGAAGUAAAUGUUGUGGAACAUGCUGCCCCAGAAACUUUCCCUCAAGAUGUUUUCACUGAUGAACUUAAACCAGUUGAGGGACUUGUUCAUCUGGAUGCCCUUGAUGGGAAAUCAAACAGUCUGGAUGAUUCAACUGAAGAAGUUCAGUCUAUGGAUAUGAGUCCUGUUUCAAAAGAAGAGCUUAUCUCUAUCCCAGAAUUUUCACCAGUGAGUGAAAUGAUUCCUGGGGUAUCUCUGGACCAAAAUGGAACUGGUAAUGCCCGAGCACUUCAAGAUCUCUUAGAUUUCACUGGCCCCCCCAUUUUCCCCAAGAGAUCCAGUGAAAAUCUCAGCCUGGAUGACUGUAACAAAAACCUGAUCGAAGGAUUUAACAGUCCUGGCCAAGAAAAUACUCUGAACACCUUCUGUUGA